Diuraphis noxia (Russian wheat aphid) is the source of this 1198-nucleotide messenger RNA. RefSeq names its product trypsin-1-like. The record is from RefSeq and is a predicted model, not a curated record. Gene Ontology annotation, biological process: proteolysis. Lineage: Eukaryota; Metazoa; Arthropoda; Insecta; Hemiptera; Aphididae. Gene Ontology annotation, molecular function: serine-type endopeptidase activity.
AUGAUCGUKGUCGCUCUGUUUGGUUUAGCAAUACUGCAGCACACGGCUGCAACAAAAUGCAUUUCUGCCAUUGCUGGAGAUCGUAUGUUGGAAUCAAAUUCAAAAAUAAAAUCUGGAGAAAAUGUCUUCGUCGUUAAUGAUUUGUACGAUUGGAAUGAUUAUUUCAGUGAUUUUUUCAUUAGUUUCCAACAAAUCACAGAAGAAUUCACGAACUAUAAUGAAAACUAUAUCGAUCAAACUAUAGAAGUUACAAACAACGUCGACGAAUUACGCGACUUUCUGAAUUACUCUGUGCCUUGUGGUGUGCAGGGUACGAGUGAAUGGUCGAGGUCUGAUGGUAAUGGUCGAAUAGUCGGCGGUACGGAUUCGAUACCUGGCGAGUUCCCAUGGCAGAUAUCGUUGCAACUCGUCACCGGUAUGACGGCCAGACAUGUGUGUGGUGGAUCCAUAAUCAACGAAAACUGGGUGUUGACGGCAGCGCAUUGCGUGUACGGACAGUCAAAAAACGCACUGUCCGUGGUGGCCGGAAAAAACGACCUUUACACGGUCGAGAAUCACGACCAGAGAGUGAAUGUCGCGGACAUACAUUUAAACGGGUUCGACCAUGAAUGGAUGUCCAGAGACAUCGCGUUGCUCAAAGUGUUUCCGGCGUUGGUGUUCGACGGUAGUCACGUGUCUCCGAUUUGUAUUCCAAGACCUGAGACACGAUUCGAAAAUGCUUUGGCGGUGGUCACAGGAUGGGGACGGUUGUCCGAGAACGGUGAAUUCGCACACGUCCUGCAAAAAGUACGAUUGCCCCUCAUUGCGUUGAACGAUUGUCUGAACUUGUAUAACAGCGCAGGUUACGGCCAUUACGUCAGUCAGUGUGUGGUAUGUGGCGCUGGAACGUCAGAUUACGAAGCGGAUUCUUGUCAAGGUGAUUCCGGUGGCCCACUGAUUUGUCUGGCCGACGACAACCGUUUCUACCUGUGCGGAAUCGUCAGCUGGGGACUCGGCUGUGCCCAUCCGACCUUUCCUGGAGUCUACACCGCAGUGUCUUGUUACUCAGAUUGGAUAAGAAAGACGAUCGCGGAUUAUGAACAACCCAGCUACCCAUAUUAACGAACACGAUGAUUUAACUUUUACUCGAUUUUUUUUUUUUCAUUAUGAUUAUUAUUAUUAUUAUGUAUGAGCAUAUUCGUGCGUUUAUUUUCGCGUA